AGAACGCGGUUAUGUAACGCGCUCGUUCAGCGGCUCUCCGGACUGGCUUCGGACCCGAGCGCAGCAUGCUCGUCUCCAGACCGGCGAAAGGAGCGAAAACCGCGAGCGCCGAGGAGCUUCUCGCCUGAGGGAAACCGAAACAGACAUGACGUUGAGCGGCGAGGGCGAGCGCGCGAGACUCAUGAAGUUCGCUUCCGCCGCCUUUUACGCCCUUUGCUCGUUUUCCAUCAUCGUGGUCAAUAAAAGUAUUUUAACUGAAUACAAGUUCCCGUCGUUUAUGUUUCUCGGGAUCGGACAGAUGACGGCUACGAUCAUCAUUCUGUACGUUGCCAAAAUGAACAAAGCAGUCAGCUUUCAGGACUUCGACAAAAGUAUUCCUGCAAAGAUAUUUCCUUUGCCGUUGCUGUACGUGGGGAAUCACGUGACCGGAUUAGGAGGCACUAAGAAACUCAGCUUACCCAUGUUCACUGUGCUCAGAAAAUUCACCAUUCUACUCACAAUGAUCAUGGAAUCCAGGAUACUGAGGAAAAGCUUUGCUCCGUCGCUGGUUUGCAGCGUUCUGGCUAUAGUCGCGGGCGCUCUGGUGGCGGCCAGCUCGGACCUGUCCUUCAACGCCGAAGGAUACACGUUUGUUCUGCUGAACGACGUCUUCACGGCCGCUAGUGGAGUUUACACCAAGAAGAAACUGGGGAUGGAGGGUCUGGGCAAAUACGGGGUUUUGUUUUAUAACGCUUUUAUCAUCAUCAUCCCCACGGUCGUGGUGAGCGCUUACACCGGAGACCUGCAGAAGGCUCUGACCUUUGAAGGAUGGAUGUCUGUUGUGUUCAUAUUUCAUUUUUUAUUGUCUUGUGUCAUGGGGUUUAUUUUGAUGUAUUCCAUCAUCCUCUGCAGUUAUUAUAACACAGCACUAACCACCACAGUCGUCGGGGCAGUUAAAAACGUUGCUGUGAUGUAUAUCGGUAUGUUCGUCGGCGGAGACUAUGUCUUCUCGUGGACAAACUUCAUAGGGCUAAAUAUAUGCAUCUCGGCGGCUCUGAUUUACUCCUACAUCACGUUUCACAGCAGCGCCCCGGAAGCCACCGAAGACAAGCUGAGCGUUCACGUCACAGAGAGCCUUCCGGAGAGAACGUGACGCUCCGCCGCGCUUUUACCCAGAAACCUCUCGCCGCUGGACGAGUCGGACGUUGCCUCCUUUUCCCAUUGUGUGGUUUGUUUGCAAUAAAACACAACUGCGACAACCAGGAA
Molecule: messenger RNA, 1245 nt
Organism: Puntigrus tetrazona (Sumatra barb)
Lineage: Eukaryota; Metazoa; Chordata; Actinopteri; Cypriniformes; Cyprinidae
Gene: slc35d2
Product: solute carrier family 35 member D2
Exons: 12
Coding region: 146-1132 (328 amino acids)
Cellular component (GO): Golgi apparatus
Molecular function (GO): antiporter activity; GDP-fucose transmembrane transporter activity
Source: RefSeq, a predicted model, not a curated record